This is a messenger RNA of Peromyscus maniculatus bairdii (prairie deer mouse), 2096 nucleotides long. NCBI's taxonomy places the organism in Eukaryota, Metazoa, Chordata, Mammalia, Rodentia, Cricetidae. The record is from RefSeq and is a predicted model, not a curated record.
GGCGGAGCUGACGUUGCUGGCUUUGUUUAUCACAAAGCCAUAGAGGGGAAAAAAUGAAAGCCAGUUCUGUAAAGCCCAGAGAAUGCAGACUCACAGUCUUCCUGCUGUUACUGAUGAAUUCAAGACUAUGCUGCCCCCAGGAGACCCACACACUGCGCUAUGACUUCACAGUCCGGUUUCCGGAGGACUCUUGGGAGCCCCUGUCCCCGAUCCUAGUAUACGCUGACGAUGAGCUCUUCCUGCGCUACAAGGGGGACAGCAGAAGAGCAGAGGCCGUGGGGCCCAAGAUCAAGGGACACACAGGAGCUGAGAACUGGGCAAGAAAGACUGAGGACCUGCAGAGAAAGGAGGAGCAACUCAGGAGGAUGCUGGCUGCGGCCACAAAGCAGCUGGGCCAGGAGACAGGCCUUCACACCCUCCAGGAAACCUUGGGCUGUGAGCUUCAGGGAAACCAGAGCACUGGAGGCUUCUGGCGCCUGGGCUACGAUGGGCAAGACUCCCUCACCUUUGACCAGAAGACUCUCACAUGGACAAUGACUGUGCCCUCCACCCAGCAGACCAAGGUGUUCUGGAAGACACAUGCACCCAGAGCUGAUGAAUUUAAGACUUUCUUGGAGGACAUAUGUCCUGCUCAGCUCCAGGGAUAUCUGGCUUUCUUGAAGAACUUUCCACCGGAUACAGGCCUCCCGGAGGUGAAGGUGACCAACAGGACAUACCCAGUGGGCAGGAUCACCCUGACAUGCUGGGCUUUUAAUCUGUAUUCUCGUGAGGCCACCCUGGCCUGGCUUCAGGAUGGGAAGCAGGCACAGCAGCGUACCUUUGGGCCUGGGACCGUCCUGCCCAGUGGGGACGGCACCUACCAGACCUGGGUGUCCAUCUGGGUUCUUCCUGGACAGGAACCAGAGUUCACCUGCCGCCUGAGGCACCAAACCCAUGACAUCAAGGUCCCUGCUGCCCCUGGGCAUGCUGCUGAGUACAUUCAUGAUGCUGCCAUCUCCCAAGCCGCCUCAGCUGUUUCUGCCCUCCCCAUUGUGUUGGUGGUGGUGCUGGCCAGAGCCAACUGAAGCCAGAACACAAAGAACAGAAAACUACCGGAGGGACUAACAAUUGGAGGCCCCAGUAAGAUCAAGACUCCCAACCCAUAUUCUGAAGCCAGACCUUCACUCCAGGACUCCAGGACUCCAAUGCUGCCUUGGAAGGGCCCUUAAUGCCCCGGAGGAGCAGCGAAGUUUCCCCCAGUCAGCCUUCACCCAGACGUGCAGAGCUCUGCCAAGGCGCCUUCCUCUGGCCUGCAUCACCAGCUACAGAGCAUGAAACUGUGGAUCUGUGAACAUCUGAACAUCUCGUGUUCAGAGCCCUUGUUCCUCCAACAGGAGGGUGGAACACACGGUAGGUGCUCAGUAAAUAAUACAGGAUGUUGUUUAAAUCAGCAUUGCCUCCAGCUCAAACCUGAAUCUCCCCCACAAAGUAAGGAUUCUCUUGAGAACCAGGAAAUACGUCUGCCCCAACUUCUGGAUCAGACUCAGGACCCGAAGACCCAACGUGGAGAAGCUCCUGUUCAAGCAGCAGUUAACCUCCGUCCAGAACCUGCACAAGCCCCGUUCCUGAAGUAGUGAGCAAGGGGGUCAGGUGAAACCCGAAAGCUCCCUGCUCUCUGGGUCUGGGUGGGACGGCAGGAAUGGGGAUUUGAACAGUAGGAAGCGUGUGAGCUGUGAGUUAGGAACCGCGGGCAGAUUCAUCCAAAGACUCCACAUUCCUGGACUGAAAAUGCUUAUGGUUUUUUGUUUGUUUGUUUGGAUGUGUAUGAGUGUUUUGCCUGCAAGGGUGAGUGUAGGUGCACCACAGGUGUAUGCCUGGUGCCCACGAAGUGGAGGACAUUGGAUCCCCUGGAACUGGGGUUGCAGAUGGCUCUGAGCUGCCAUGUGGGUGCUGGGAACCAAACCUGGGUCCUCUGCAAGAGCAACAAGUGCUCUUAACUACUGAGCCAUCUCCCAAUGGGCAGGAUUUUUAGCGUGUCCAAGAAUUCUUCACCCCCACCAGGACUUUGAUGCUCACAGCAUAGGGCGUCAUUAAAGAAGAAGAAGAACUUUUAAACA